AUGAGGCGCGGGACCGUCGGGAUCUUGGUGGCGCUGGUCCACACGCUAGCGGCCUGUGAGUUCGGGCCGUUCCCCUACAGCGCCACGGGGAUCGCCUGGAGGAUGACGAAGCCUGCGGCGCUGCUCAUGAACCAGGAAACGGCGCAGGUCAUUCAAGUGGCCUUCAGAAACGCCAAAUUCCCCAACAUCACUGGAGAAAGGGCCGUGCGCUUCCUCGGCAAGGUGGCCUAUGGGCUCACCAACAUCCAGCUCAACAACUUGUCCAUCGAGCAGAGUGAGGUGGAGCUCAAGGAAAACGAUGCCAUCGACAUCACCAUUAAAAAUGUGAUGGCCAUCUUCAAAGGGACCCUGAACUACGGCUACGCCGGGGCCUGGUUCUUGCAGCUUUUCCACUCGGUCGAUUUUGAAAUUGAGUCCUCAAUUGAUCUGCAGCUAAACAUAAAGCUGAUGUGCCAGGAGGACCAAGUGGCUGCUGAUGCCUCCGACUGUUACCUGACUUUCCACAGACUGACACUUCACCUCCAGGGAGACAAGGAGCCGGGCUGGAUCAAGCAGCUCUUCACGGAUUUCAUCGCCUUUACGCUGAAGCUUGUUCUCAAGAGUGAGGUUUGCAAGGAAAUCAAUAUUCUUGCCCAGGUGCUGGCAAAUUUUAUACAAGAGAUAGCAGCAAAUUUUGUCCAGGAUGAGGAUAUCAGACUUGAUAUCUCCCUUGCAUCGGUUCCUUUAAUAAAAGCAAAUUAUCUAGAAUCUCAUCACAAGGGCCUCGUCCAGUACAAGAACUACUCUGAUGUCUUCAGUGACUCUCUCUUCUCCCCAUCUCUGCUGUCCGAAUCCCGAAUGCUCUACUUCUGGCUGUCCGAACAUAUCCUCAACUCUCUGGCUUCAGCGGCUUUCUUAGAUAAGCGCCUAACGUUGACCAUCACCGGGGAGAAGUUGCAGGCGCUGUUUGAAAUCGAAGACACAGAGGCUCAGCGGAGAGCUGUGGAGAUGAUUUUUCAAGGCACCUCCUACAAUGAUUCCGUGGCCAAGGUGUGGAGUCUUGCCCAGCCCCAGAUCUCUCUCCAGCCAGAAGGGACAGUGGUGAAGGCUUUGGUAGCUGCAGAGAUCAGCAUCUUUCCCCCAGGAAAAGAGCCCCUGAUGGUUCUGUAUAUGGAGAAGGAAAUCACAGUCACUAUCCAAGCAGCGUAUGCGGAAAAAAAACUACACUUGCACCCCUUGGACUCCAGGAUAGAGUUUAAAGCCUUUAAUUGCACGGCUGAUCCAAGUGGGAAUGACGAAUCCAUAAGAAACUUCCUGCAGAAAAUGAUCUUGGUCACUGGGAUCCCAGAAGUGAUUUCAAGGAUCCAACCAACUUUAAUAUCGCUGAUGAACAGCAAAGGACUUCAUCUGUUUGAAAUCCAGAGUCCUGAGAUCAUCACAAGAAAGGGAUACUUAAUCGUGCAACUUGACUUUGGCUUCCCGGAUCAUUUGCUUCUCGAUUUUUUUGAGAAAACAUUGUAG
This is a messenger RNA of Tinamus guttatus (white-throated tinamou), 1500 nucleotides long. RefSeq names its product cholesteryl ester transfer protein (gene CETP). Gene Ontology annotation, molecular function: cholesterol transfer activity; triglyceride binding; phosphatidylcholine binding. The record is from RefSeq and is a predicted model, not a curated record. Gene Ontology annotation, biological process: cholesterol metabolic process; phosphatidylcholine metabolic process; phospholipid homeostasis. Lineage: Eukaryota; Metazoa; Chordata; Aves; Tinamiformes; Tinamidae. Gene Ontology annotation, cellular component: high-density lipoprotein particle.